This is a messenger RNA of Haliotis rubra (blacklip abalone), 905 nucleotides long. RefSeq names its product probable glutathione S-transferase 7. The transcript is spliced from 5 exons. Gene Ontology annotation, biological process: glutathione metabolic process. The record is from RefSeq and is a predicted model, not a curated record. NCBI's taxonomy places the organism in Eukaryota, Metazoa, Mollusca, Gastropoda, Lepetellida, Haliotidae. Bases 71 to 673 code for a protein of 200 amino acids. Gene Ontology annotation, molecular function: glutathione transferase activity.
UCUUAUAAGCCUUACUGCACACCCCGAGUUACACAGAGUAGGAGUGCCCACUGCACAGCGAGCAAGCAAUAUGCCUUCUUACAAGCUGAUCUACACGGACAAUAAAGGGCGGGCUGAAGUGUGUCGUCUGUUGUUUGCCUUGGCUGGACAGGAGUAUGAAGAUGUCAGAUGGACAAGGGAGACCUUCCAGGCCAAAAAGGACAAUCUUCCAUUCGGACAGAUCCCGGUGCUUGAGGUGAACGGCAAACAGUAUGCACAGAGUAUGGUCAUUGCGGGUUUCCUAGCGAAGGAGUUCGGAUUCCACGGGAGGUCCAACAUUGAGCAGAUGGAGGUCGACCAAGUGAUCGGCAUCAUCAACGACAUCUUCAGUGUCCUCAUCAAACAAUAUUUCGAGAAGGAUGAAGAAAAGAAAGCUGUCAUAACAAAGGAAAACAACAAGAGAACUUUUCCAAAAUUCGUCGGUUUCUUUGAGAAGAUUUUAAGGAGCAACGGUAACGGAUUUUAUGUCGGGGACAAGCUUGGGUAUGCAGAUCUCGCCGCCUUUGACACCCUUUCCAAAAUGGAAGGAAUCAAUUUGGAUGUUUUUCCCUUGGUAAAAGCAAAUAAGGAGAAAGUGGAGUCCAAUGAGAGAAUUGCAAAAUGGCUACGAGAGCGACCGGUCUCCGAAUUUUGAACAUGCCAAAAUGGCAGUCAGAUAUGCCCAAAAUGAAACAAAAGCCAACCAUGUUCGCCAAGAGAAAAGGCAUUGCUACAUAACCGAGUUUGUAAAUUGUUUGACAGCUGAAGAUCGAAAUAGUACAACACUUCCGAUUCGGGAAUCUAUAGCACUUCAGGUGUUCCACUAUGGCCAGCGGAUUGGGGUUUAUAUACUACCCAUCAGAAGUUUAGACUCACUUAAAGCACUC